AUGUCAUCACCACCACUACCAACAGCAACAACAACAACAACAAAUGGUUCUGUCCAUGAACCUGAUUUAACAACGUCUAUUUAUGAUACAAUUAAGCCAACAUCAGUCGAAAUCAACAGUCAACCAUCAUUAAAUGGUAAUAGUAAUGGCAAUUUCGAGAACAAUACGGAUAAUUCGACACAGUCACCUUCGCCGUCGAAACAUGUUUUAAAAUUAAAAGUUGGUGGUAAUGAUGAAAGUAAUUCGAGUGAAAAAGCAACAACUACAAAUGGUGUAAAUGGUCAUCAUAUAACGCCACCUGAUUCCAUUGAAUCUCCAUUAGAACCAUUAAUUGUUCGUGAAAUGCCCAAAGAAAGUUAUAAUAGUAAUAAUAUAGUUGAAGAUUUAGUAUUUGGUACAUCGCCAGCAACAACAACGACCGCGACCGCAAAUGUUUCAAAUGGUGAUGGUGAAAAUGAAAAUAAUGUUACUUCUACCAUGCUUAAUCCUUCUUCGCAAAAUGUUAAUACAGAUGAGAUAGAUCAUUCGAACAACAACAAAAAUUUGGGUCCAAAUACGAGCAACGAUUUGGGUUCUGACAGUGGUCUGGCAUCAUCAAGCGCUACAUCAACGCCAUCAAUAUUGCCAUCUGACGAUGACACGAGUGGUUCAUCUAUUUCAUCCGUUAAACUAAAUCAGUCCACAUUGAAGAAUAUAAACGAAAAUGAUUCCUCAGCCAUGUCCGAUACAGCAUCAAUAACAAGUUCAAAAACAAUUACAGACGACACAGUUGAAGAUCAUAAAACAUACGUCGAUGAACCAAAAUCUGAUGUUGAUCAAUCAUAUGGUGGUGUCUUUCAACCUGAACCAAGUUCAGUGAAAGACACGGUUAAAGUAUUUGAAGCAGCAUUAGCCGCUGGUAGUGAGCAACUGCCACCAUCAUCAACAGCUCAGGGGAAAAAAGCAUCAACAAUGAAAACGUCGUCAACAAUAAAAGAUCGUCCAAACACAAAAAGUUCAAAUAGUUUUUCAUCGAGUGACAAAACAAAAUUAUCAAAAGAGCAAAUAUCGCCGUUAGGUUCGUCAGUCGGUUCAAGUGAAAGUUUUGAUACGACAUCAGUAGCAUCAUCAUCGUCAGCUACAACAACUACACCCACUAUUCCAGUACAACAGGAACAGAAAGAAGUAAAGUCAAAACCAUCUAAAAAACGUCCUUCACUCAAAAAACAAAUACAACAUUUACUCAAAAUUGAUAAAUCUUCACCGUCACAAAACGAUGAUUCACACAAACAAGAAAAUGUUAUUCAAGAAGAGCCAAUAACAUCGUCACCAUCGAUGACAACAACAGCGAAUAAAAAAGCCAAUACGUUAAAUUCAAGAAAUAAUAAAACAGAUAAACGUGAUAAAAAUGGUACUGAUGUUAAUGAAACAAAGGUCCAUAUAUCCCCGCUACAUAGUCCAGAUUCGUUGAAUGAAAAAUUUGACAAAGAUUUAUCAUCAAUGUUAACAGAUGAACAAAAAGCAAAUGUAUUUAAAAAACGUCCAUCACCUCCGGCAUCAUCAUUACAACAACAGAAACGUACAUCACCAAGAGAAUCUGUUGAAAAAACCCAGACAACAACGACAGCAAAAACGACAGAAUUUAAUAUGCAUUCACCAACAUCAAAAACAAUAGAACCAUUAGAAAUCCGAAUAUCAAAUGAUCCUAUAUUUACAAAGAAAAAAUCUGUAUCACCAUCGUCAAAAUUAAAAACAGGAGGAUUAUUACAACAGAAUGAUGCUGUAACAUCAGAUAAAGUCACUGUUACAAAUGAAUCAGAUGGAAGACGUUCAGGCGUAUCAAAAUUAAUAUCAUCAUUUCAAACAUUAAAUAAUAAUAAUAAUAAUCAACAUGAUAAUGAUGGAAUUGAUAAUGGUGAAUUAGAACAAACAAUACUUGUUCCAAGAUUACAACGAUUAAGUACAAGUCCAGAUAAGUCGCACUGA
Molecule: messenger RNA, 1965 nt
Organism: Didymodactylos carnosus
Lineage: Eukaryota; Metazoa; Rotifera; Eurotatoria; Philodinida; Philodinidae
Source: the annotation of a GenBank genome assembly